UUAUCUUGAUUAUCUGAUUUGAAUAUUGGCACUGUUCUAUACUUUCAGCUAUCUGUGCAUCUUGUCGUGCUAAGCUAUUUAAGGAAGGCAAUAUAGAAAAUGAUGUACAGACUUGUGAGACAGCAAUGGAACAGAGUAUGGAAUGUAGUGGAUUGCUUCUGAGACCUAGAAUUCAAAUACAAAACGAUGAAAAUGAAAAUAUUGAAUCCAGUCAAGAGACAUCGAUGGAUACAUGUAGCCAAGAAAGCCAAGUCUCAGAAGCAUCUAUCUCUGGUAUUGAUCGCCUAUCAAAGCUGAACGAGUUCCUAGCAGCAUGCAACAAGAGCCCGGUUAAAACACUCCGUGAGUCAUUUGUCAGUUCAAGUCAGCGAACAAGAAGAAGAUAUGCUGCCAAAGCAAAUGAAUGCCUCUCCAUUCUUUUAGAGACAAUAUGUCCUGGAGAAAGUGAUGCCUUAAAAGAUGCCAUGUUUUCAAAACUAGAAACGUCUUACACUCACUACGAGUCUCCGGCACUUAUUGAGGCUUUAACCGAGAGUUACUUAAAAGCUGAGACACCAACAAUUCGGCGUCAAAUAUUGUCUGUUCUUACCACCCAGGCCAGUUUUCAAGACGUUAAUGCCAUGAUUCCAUCUGUUACUCAACACAAAUUUUACUCUGCAAAGAAACAUGCUAGGGAAUUGGGAGUUGGAGCACCAGUGCCACAUGAAAAACAAUCUAGAGAAAAAGUAGACUCUUCAAAACUUGAACAUUUCUUGGACUUCAUAACAUCAAGUCAUGUCAUUAAGGACCUACCACUGGGGGAGAAGACCCUAACCCUAACUACAGGGGAGUUAAUUCAAACACCACAUGUCAUCAGAUGUUUAGCACCUGCGACAAUUGUAAGACAGUAUUCCCAGCUGUGUAUAGAAGAAAACUUUGAAGCCAUUGGACAGAGCACCAUGUACAAGAUUUUGUCAGUGCGCAGAUCUGUUGAAGGAGUUGACUACUAUGUUGCAGAAGCUAGUGAGGCUUUUCGUGAAUUAGAACAUGUUGUACAACUCAGGAACUGCAAAUUCCUUUGA
Molecule: messenger RNA, 1061 nt
Organism: Saccostrea cuccullata (small rock oyster)
Lineage: Eukaryota; Metazoa; Mollusca; Bivalvia; Ostreida; Ostreidae
Exons: 4
Coding region: 126-1061 (311 amino acids)
Source: RefSeq, a predicted model, not a curated record